AUGACCGUGGUUGACCUCAUGGAUGAGAUGGAGCAGGUGUACGAGGAAGUUAGUGGUGACACCCUUGAGCUUCAGAUUAACGUCUUGUGGAACACGAAGGAUCCCAAGAAAGCCCUGAAUCCAACAGAGAAGGUCAGCCAACACUUUGCGGAUGGCGAGACCUUUGGUGUCUAUGGCGAAAUCCUUCCAUCACAAGCAUGCAGGCCGACCAAGCAGGAGGAAGACAAGAUUCCUGUGACAAUUCUAACAGGCUUCCUGGGUGCUGGAAAGACUACUAUGCUGAACUACAUUCUCCAGGAGCAGAAGGAGAAGAAAAUCGCCAUCAUUGAGAAUGAGUUUGGCGAGGUUCCCAUCGACGAUGCGCUGCUGAAGCAAGAGAAGUUAGCACUAGCAGAGAAGAUUGUCGUUAUGGAUAAUGGCUGCAUGUGCUGCACAAUUCGCGGCGACCUCCUUGGCGGGUUGAAGGAGAUCAUGGAUGCCAUCAAGGAGGGCACUGAAAUCGACCAGGUGAUGAUUGAAACCACGGGGAUGGCGGACCCGGUUCCCAUCGUGCGAACCUUUAUGUCCAGCCCGGAAGUCACGCAAGACUUGAGACUCGAUGCUGUGAUCACAGUAGCAGACUGCAAGAACUUGCCUAAAAGAUUGGAUGAUACCGUCGAGGAGGGCAAGGUAAAUGAAGCUUACCAACAAGUUGCCUUCGCAGACAAGAUCAUCCUCAACAAGCUGGAUCUGGUCGGCUCAGAAGAAGCUAUCAAAGUUAAGGAUAGAAUCAGAGACAUCAACAAGUAUGCCAAAAUUGUGCCGGCUGUGAAGGGCAAAGUGAAGAUGACGGAGCUCUGCAACAUCCGAGCUCAUGACAUUUGCAACUUUGUCAAUGAAGACAUUGAGAAAGAUGCCGAGGUGGCACCCGAACUCGCACAUGGUGAACAUGGCGGCGGUGGCCAUGGUGGACAUGAGGGACAUGGUGGCCAUGAACACGGUGGUCAUGAUGAGAACUGCACAGAGGACCAUGGCCAUGGCGGCCAUGGUGGCCAUGGCGACCACGGCGGCCACGGCGGAUACGCCGCAGGCGAUGGCCAUGGCACGGCACAUGGCACGGCACAUGGUGAAGGACAUGGCCAUGGAGGCAAGGCUGCAAGUAGACACGACGGCCGGGUGAAUUCCUUCUCCGUCGUCCGAGAGGGCGAGAUUGUGCCGCGACGACUGAGUGCGUGGAUGCAGUCAUUAGGACAGCUACCUCCUGAAUGUGGCACCAUUUUCCGCAUCAAGGCAAUCUUGGCGGUCAAGGGACAUCCAUACAAGCAUGUCUUCCAUGCAGUGAUGGACAUUAGCGACGAAGAUGAUGCAGGUCCAUGGAAGGAAGGUGAGAAGAAGGCAGGAGAAUUUGAAGAAUUUGAGCUGGGAAGAGAUGUUUCACAAUGUUUCACCAACUGGAUAGUCAUCGCUAGCAUUAAACCCUCCAAUGUUCGGAAUAUCUGA
Messenger RNA from Cladocopium goreaui, 1479 nucleotides. Lineage: Eukaryota; Dinophyceae; Suessiales; Symbiodiniaceae. The record is from the annotation of a GenBank genome assembly.